Messenger RNA from Vespa mandarinia (Asian giant hornet), 2651 nucleotides. RefSeq names its product M13 family metallopeptidase neprilysin 5 (gene Nep5). Gene Ontology annotation, cellular component: plasma membrane. Lineage: Eukaryota; Metazoa; Arthropoda; Insecta; Hymenoptera; Vespidae. Gene Ontology annotation, molecular function: metalloendopeptidase activity. The record is from RefSeq and is a predicted model, not a curated record. Gene Ontology annotation, biological process: protein processing.
AUGGACAGCCGAGUGUCCCUCGAGGUUGUUCAGUGUCGUCAGUUCGAUCCGGUCAGUGGGCCAUUCAGCAUGAACAACGAGCGCAAAGAAGAUGAAAGUGUUUCUAUAUACUCGAUUGGCAGUCAAAGGAACUUGGUAUCCAUCAAAUCUAAAAAAACUUUCUUGAAGAAACGUAGACAAAUAUCCACUCUCUUGAUCAUAAUCCUGUUCGUUUUGGUGGCUUCCUUAUUCGUUGCGGUAUUAGUACUUUCUAUACUUUACUCUAUGGUUAAACGUGAAACUAAUAUGAGACUAUGUGAUUCGGAAGAUUGCGUGAGAAUAGCUGCUAGUCUUAAGGAAUCUAUGGAUACGUCCGUAGAUCCUUGUGACGAUUUUUAUAAAUAUACUUGUGGCAGAUGGCCUCGAGAACAUCCGAUACCAGAUUCUAGUCUAACAAAUUCAUGGUUCAAUGAACGAACCGAACGAGUAGCUAGGACAAUUAGAGAUUCAUUAAGAAAAAAUAUUAGCGAUGGAGAUGCACCUUGGUCCGUGCAACAAGCAAAAAUUUUGUAUACCAGUUGUUUGGACGUUGAGUCAAUGAACGAGUUAGGACUCUCGUCAUUAUUCGAGUUGUUAGAACUGCUCAAUUUACCCUCAAUUCCUGCAGCAUUAACAAAGAAGACGAGAAAUUAUAUCGAUCAAAUGGCUAAAGUCAAAAGAAUUCUAGGAAGGGACGUUUUAAUUGGUUUCGACGUUCUACCAGAUCCUAGAAAUGGUACCAAAAAUGUCAUUUUGCUCGAUACACCAAUUAUAGGUAGUCCUUUCCCCAGUGACAAAGAAUUAGAACGCCGUUUGCAAACGAUUAGAUCAAGAAUGAGAAAAUUGGAUAAUAUGUUAGACGAAACAGACGAAGACUUAGAAGUGGAGUUACUAUAUAUGUUUAAUGUUAUCAAGGAAGUUAUCAGCAAUGGUACAUUGGAUGCUUGUACUAUCGAAAAUGAAAGUACAUUUCCUAAAGAAAAUGACGUGAAAGAUUUAUUAAAGAAGAUUUAUGAACUUAGUAGUACUGUAUAUUUGCUAUCUCAUUUAGAAGUUAAUGAGAGUUUGACAGAAGAAAAUAUCAAAGAUGAAGAUUAUAUGUUUAUUGAUGAUCUUCAGAAAUUGACGGAUGAAUAUGUGAUCGAAGUUAACUCGAGUCUAACGCCAAAAAUUAUUUGGAGACCUUUUAUCGAGAUACUUUUUAAAGAUGUUGUUACCUUGGAUCUUUCUGAGAGAGAUAAAGUUCUUGUGGGAAAUUUAAAAUAUUUAAAAGAUUUGGCUUUGAUCAUUGCUUCGGGGAAUGAAGAAGAUUUAGAAACAUAUAUAUGGUGGGUCGUCGUGGACAUAGUUGUUCCACAUUCUUCCGAAAAAUUACGACAAAUUUGGUCUAAUUAUCUCCACUCAUUAAUGAACGUUGAAACUGUUACAUCCCAAUCUUUAUACUGUGCCGAAGCUGUGAACCAAUUAAUGGGUAUGGCAGCAUCAUGGUUAUUUGUUGAUAAAUCUUUUCACGAAGAAAAAGCACCGAAAGUUCGCGAAAUGUUAGAAGAUAUUAGAGCAGCUUUUGCUUCGUUAGUUCGAAAAACUGAUUGGAUGGAUAAAGAAACUAAAAAAGUGACGUUAGAAAAGAAUAAUAAGAUGUCUUUGGAAAUUGGCCAUCCAGAAUGGCUUUUCCAGGAGGGUGAACUUGAUGAAUAUUACGAAGAUAUAGAUCUGUCGGAAACGAAAUAUUUAGAUAAUAUGUUACAAAUCGUUCGAUCAAUUUCAUUCGCAAAAUUGGAAUGUCUUCACGAUACUAAUUUAUAUAACGAAUCAUAUUGGGUGACAGAUCCAACAGAUGUCAACGCCUUUCAUACUUUUCAAGUGAAUCAAAUUACUAUUCCCGCAGGAAUUCUCCAGUUUCCAUUCUACGAACUUGGUCUAGAAGCUUUAAAUUAUGGCGCUAUCGGUACGGUUCUUGGGCACGAAUUAACACAUGGUUUCGAUAAUAGUGGUAGACAAUACGAUAGUAAUGGCAAUUUGAGACAAUGGUGGACAAACGAAACGAUUUUCGAGUAUACCGAAAGAACUCAAUGUUUUAUAGAUCACUAUAACAGUUAUUAUGAAGACGAGGUAGACGAUUACGUGAACGGCAAAUUGACCUUGGGGGAGAAUAUAGCCGAUAAUGGUGGUUUAAGAGAAGCUGUCAUUGCUUAUGAAAGAUGGAAGGCCAGACAUGGUCAAGAGCCUUUGCUUCCCGGAUUUACACAUUUCACACAUCAGCAAUUACUCUUUCUUAGUUUCGCUCACCUGUGGUGCGAGGCAUACACCGCAUCGUCCUUGAAGUGGAUGCUUGAAGAUUCUCAUUGUCCAGGUCACGUGAGGCUUAGAGCGGUACUUAAAAAUUCCAAGGAAUUCAGCGAAGCCUGGAAAUGUCCUUUAGGAUCUAAUAUGAAUCCAGUUAAAAAAUGUCGUCUCUGGUAAUGGAGGGUUACGCCAACUUCCUUUUUCUUUCAUUUCAAAACUUAUGUAAUUAGUAAUUAUAUUCCAAGGAAUUUGGAAUAAUUUCUUUAAAAGUGUCCUUUAGGAUCGCAAUUAAUCCAAUUUCAACUAAAUGUUGUCAUCUGCUUCCUUUUUUCUUAAAACAUAUAUCA